AUGGGCGUAGUUAAUCAAAAUAUGGACAAUUGGACGGCUGAAGAGAUCUACAAACAACGAUGCCUUCGAAAUCAGAUCUUCCGAUUGCCAAAUGAGACUUGGCAACAGGCUUUUGAGCAGUAAAACAUAGUUUGCCUGCGAUUUCAACUCCUUUUAUCGUAUAAAUUUUACAAAAUUCUAUUUUUUGCAGACUUGGAAAUCGAGUUUUUUGGUCCGAAAUUGCGGCGAAUGUUAAAUUCUGCGGCGACAAAGAUACGGAGAAAUUCUGCGUGGUUGGGGAGAAUGACGUGAUUGUCUGUUCGUUUGACAAUCCACAGCAACAUUACAGUUUCAUCGAAUUGGACUUUUCCAAGGACGAAUUGGAGGGGAAAGAAGUCUACCUGUUGAAGAGGGGAGAACUGGUCAAUGUCUGGGUAGGUGAGCGUUUCCCAAUUUGGUGGCUAGGAAUAAUGAAAACAAUGUUUACGGCAGCCGAAGGCUUAGUGAAUUCGUUGGGGGUUAGGAAAGUCCACCAGGCCCAUAUUGGCACUAACUAUUGAAGUGUACAUACAAACGGAGGCUCAUCAAAUAGCAAGUGUUAUCUUUUUAGAAGAAACUAUUCUAAAUGGCCACUGCGCUUUAAAAUAAAAAAGCAGUUUGAUUUUGCCGCGAUGCAAUUAAUUUUCUCGGCGGUGAUGCGAUUUUCGAUGCGACAGAGCGAUAGCUAACAUUCAGAGCUUUAAUUUUUCGGCCAUCGUCUCUUCAAAGUCUCUAUUUCAGCUCCCAAAGAUCCAAACCAUAAACUCCUACGACGUCGCCACAUCCAAGCGAAUUUUCUCACAAAAAUUCUCAAACAAGUGUUAUGUGGCGGACGGAUCAGUAUACGAUAUACGGGCCCAACAGUUAUUCAACGGGUAUAACCAAGAGAUUCUCAACGUUCGAACGGAGGCCACGCUAAAAUGUGUUCGCUACGAUCCGGACGGGCACCACUUCUUCAGCUUCCUGUCUCAACAAGGCGCCUACACGUUGUUCAAUUCGGGAGAGGAGUUGUUCCGACAGCGGCUGUACAACGCGUCAGAGUUUGCGGUCCUCCGAGACCUCGAUUUUGUGCUGAUUUUAAGGCCGAAUGGUGAGUGAAAAGAAGUUGAAAAUGCGGAGUAAAGAUUGGAAUAGAGCAUAACGAACGCAUUGAUUUUUAGAUGAGGAAGAUUGCACUGUCGCGCAGCCGACAUCACCGCCAAAAAGCCUUGAGAUCUACGACGCACGCUUUAAGACCACUCCAAUCCGCAGUUUUGAUCUUCCAAGUGCCGAGAACUUCCUCAUCGUUGGCCAAGAAGUGAUUAUAACUUCGCCUAUUGCGGAACGAGUGGUAAGCAUUACAUACUACAUAUAACAUAUGCUAAUAUAUAUUCAGUGGCGGACCUGAUCCAGUGGCAAAAAAGGUACCAUUUUGCAUCUGGGAAGUAUCAAAAAAUGUGGCAAAAUACCUCCUUAUCCAAGUGAAAAAACUUCGAUUUCAAAAGCCCACUCUUUUUGUGAGGAAGAGGGCCCUUCAAAACCGAGUUUUUCAAUAGGAUAAGGAGGUAUUUUGCCACAUUUUUUGAUACUUCCCGAAUGCAAAAUGGCAGCUUUUUGUCGCUGGAUCAGGUCCAUCACUGUAAUAUUAUACUAUCUAUAUUUUUCUGAAAAUCAAAUUUCUGUAUAUCAGUCUGUCGGGAAAAUAAUGAGCAUAAUGUCGCUAUGCCCAUCGUGUCGCUGAAGUGAAACGCAAUUUAAUUUUGCUGUGAUGCAAUUCGUUUUCUCGACGGCGAUUCGAUUUUCGAUGCGACAGCGCGCUCAUUAUUUUCCCGACAGACUCUCAGACCACAGCAAGAGAGCGACGAGUAUGGAAUCUACACCUACUCCGAAGGCCAGUGGACCAAGAGUCUCCAAUUUUUCGGAAGCCUUUACUCGAAUCCGAAGGGAACUUUGAAAAAAUUGGUCAAAGAAUCCGAGAAUCUGAUGUGGGUCUUGGAUCCCAUGGGAACCGCCGAAUACACCGCCACUUGGAGGGUUUUGUUUGUGGAGAAAUCUGAAGGUAAGAGAGGAAAGAACAGGAUUUGGCUCUCCUUUUUUUACUGCAUAGUAUUAUCAGUUUGUCGGGAAAAUAAUGAGUGAAAUUUCGAUGCGCAAAUUUCUACGAUGAAUUGAAAAGCAAUUUGAUUUUGCCGCGACACAAUUCAUUUUCUCGGCGGCGAUUUUCGAUGCGACAUUGUGCUCAUUAUUUUCCCUACAGAUUGAUGUCAGUAAAAAAGGAUAAUCAGUCUGCCGGGAAAAUAAUGUGGAUAAAAGUAAAUCAGUCUGUCGGGAAAGUAACGUCAUUUAUCGCUUAGCGACGGCUAGCCGCAACUGGCGAUUUGGUGCGCGACUGCGACGAGGCGGGAUUUUUUUGCGACAAAUCCACAUUAUUUUCCCAUUUUCCCCGACAGACUGAUAAUAUUAGUCUUUCUAGAAACUACGUAGACUUUUUGACUUUUCGUCGCAACGCUUUUUUUCAUUUUUGCUUGUUUUCAGGGCAGCUAACAUGCCGCCAGUUCAACCGUAGCAGCCCUGAGGAGCCCAGUUUCUACAGCAAUCUUUACAAAGAGUUGCAAGAAAAGAACCUUGCAAAAUCGGAGGUCUCCGAAGAAAUGGAGACCUAG
Bursaphelenchus xylophilus (pine wood nematode) is the source of this 2660-nucleotide messenger RNA. The record is from the annotation of a GenBank genome assembly. Lineage: Eukaryota; Metazoa; Nematoda; Chromadorea; Rhabditida; Aphelenchoididae.